GUGAAUGGGGCCUUUGUGGGGGCUUCCCAGCAUUCCAAGGGAAUUCUUGCAGGUGAAGGUUUGCAAACAAUCCCAUGCUUAGGUGACUGUUGCAGCUUACUGUUUCCAACUGAAAAUGCAAAAUGCUCUGAGAGCAGCCAAGGAUUUACAGUGCUCAGCUCUGCUAACCUUAAAGGACGAGCAGCAACAACAAAGGGUGUGAUCAGGAGCGCAGGCGGGAGUGGGAGGGAAGGAUCCCGUUCUUCUAACCAGCAAUCAGAGUGAACGCAUUGGAUCUAACAGUGCUGUUAUUGGGUGUGGAUGAGUGCUCAUACAUGCGUAACAGACUGGCUGCACUCAGACAGAUCCCUGGAAAACACCAUUAACCGCUCUCAUAGAAAAGCACCAUGCUCGGUGAGUGGCUGUGGUGGGACCGUUUGUGGCUGCCAGCGAACGUGUCCUGGGCCGAUCUCGAGGACACCGAAGGUCGCGUCUACGCUAAAGCCUCCCAGCUUUACGAUGUCCUGCCGUUUGCCCUCUGCCUGCUUCUAGUCAGAUACCUGUUUGAAAGGUUCGUGGCCACUCCACUGGCCGAUGUUUGGGGGAUCAGGGACAAAGUGCGUAUCAAGGCAGAAAAAAACCCUGUCCUAGAAAACUACUUCUGCAGCAAAGCACGAGUUCCAUCGCAGGCUGAUGUGAGGUCUCUGUGCAAGAAGACUGGAUGGCCAGAGAGGAAAGUUGAAGUGUGGUUCAGGAGGAGGAGGAAUCAGGACCGCGCGGGGCUUCGGAAGAGGUUCUGCGAGGCCAGCUGGAGGUGUGUGUUUUACGUGUUUGCAUUUUUUGGUGGCGUCCUCGCGCUCUACGAUAAACCUUGGCUUUAUGAUCUGAGGGAGGUUUGGGCAGGCUUUCCCAAACAGUCCAUGCUGCCCUCACAGUACUGGUAUUACUUCUUGGAAAUGGGCUUCUACUUUUCUCUGGUCCUCAGCCUCACGUUUGAUGUGAAACGGAAAGACUUCAGAGAGCAGGUGAUUCAUCAUGUAGCUACGUUGACUCUUCUGAGCUUCUCCUGGAUUUCAAACUACAUCCGUAUUGGAACCCUUGUGAUGGCAAUCCAUGACUCUACUGACAUACUGCUAGAGGCUGCAAAGGUUCUCAACUAUGCCAAAUGGCACCAGACUGCUAAUGCCAUUUUUGUAGUGUUCACUGUCCUCUUUAUGCUGACAAGACUUGUAAUUUUUCCUUUCUGGCUCAUCCACUGUACAUGGGUGUACCCACUGGAGCUCUUUGCUCCGUUCUUUGGCUACUAUUUCUUCAAUGUCAUGCUGGUGGUCCUACUGAUCCUCCACCUCUACUGGGCGGCUCUCAUAUCACGAAUGCUUUACAAGUGUCUCUUCAGCACGCUGGAAGGCGAUGACAGGAGCGAUGAAGAGGAGGAUGACAGUGACUCACUGAAGGAUAGAAACCACAAACAGAGUCACAUGAAUGGGUCUGGUGCCAGAGGGCGGGCCAAUGGCCACUGACACGUACAGACAGAAAAGAUGGGCGGCAGACGUGCGGACAUGUUCUAUCUGCAGUGCAGCUGAUGUUUUAAAAAAAACACAUUUUUGAAGGAUGCCAUAUAAAUGUAUGAAGCUGCAUUGUUCCCUGAAUUCAGAGCAUUUAUUUUAUUCUAGUCUUAAUUAAAAUACAGGAUGACUCAUCUGCUUUUGUUGCUUUCAGUGAUGAUGACUGUGUUUUAGAGUAAUAUUUAAAGUGUUGUAAUUACAAUACAUAUUUAGUAGACUGUGACUUUUCAGAGGAUUUCACAUAAUGAACCACAAAAUAAACCUCUAAAUACAACAUAUUA
This is a messenger RNA of Mugil cephalus (flathead mullet), 1825 nucleotides long. It is a transcript of the gene cers3b, whose product is annotated as ceramide synthase 3b. The transcript has 12 exons. The record is from RefSeq and is a predicted model, not a curated record. Gene Ontology annotation, cellular component: membrane. Lineage: Eukaryota; Metazoa; Chordata; Actinopteri; Mugiliformes; Mugilidae. Gene Ontology annotation, molecular function: DNA binding; sphingosine N-acyltransferase activity. Gene Ontology annotation, biological process: ceramide biosynthetic process. The coding region runs from base 387 to 1499 and encodes 370 amino acids.